Messenger RNA from Knipowitschia caucasica, 738 nucleotides. NCBI's taxonomy places the organism in Eukaryota, Metazoa, Chordata, Actinopteri, Gobiiformes, Gobiidae. The record is from the annotation of a GenBank genome assembly.
AUGUGGUGUAUCUACACGGGCCAUCUCUCCGGGACUUUGUCCUUUUACGGUCAGACAAUGGUUGUCGCAGGUAAACUGGCAACAUUUCGCCUCCCUCCUUUACCAACUGUGAGUGAACUGAUCAAACUGUACAACCUACGCGCUGUGAAGCAGCUCUCCCAAAACUUUCUGCUGGAUCUGCGGCUCACAGAUAAGAUAGUACGUCAAGCUGGCAAGUUGAAGGGGGCCCACGUCUGUGAGGUAGGCCCGGGUCCUGGAGGUUUGACUAGAUCCAUUCUCAAUGCCGGGGCUUCAGACCUGCUGGUUGUGGAGAAGGAUUCUCGCUUUAUCCCUGGACUAAAAUUGUUGUCUGAGGCGGCUCCUGGAAGAUUACGAGUAGUUCAUGGCGACAUUCUCACCUACAGAAUGGACAGAGGGUUUCCAGGAAUUCUCUGUAAGCAAUGGGAGGAAGAUCCUCCAAACCUCCACAUUAUUGGAAAUCUUCCUUUUAAUGUAUCAACGCCUCUCAUUAUCAAGUGGCUGGAGCAUGUGGCAAACAGAACAGGGCCUUUCAGCUAUGGACGCACUCAACUCACACUCACUUUCCAGAAGGAGGUUGUCGAGAGGCUAACAGCCAGCACAGGGAGCAGACAAAGGAGUCGUCUGUCCAUCAUGUCCCAAUACCUCUGCACAGUGCACAGCUGUUUUACCAUUCCUGGUCGUGCCUUUGUCCCUAAACCAGAGGUAGGUUACACAUAA